GUCACCAUCCAUCUUUACCUAAAGAUGCCAAGACACUCCUCCAUACUAACAGAAAUUACAUAAUCAACCAAGUUGCAGGAGGUGCAUACUAUUACUUUGGGAUUGUCAGUUCUCUCACUCGUUUCCUGAACAAUAUUUGGGUAAAAAUUCCUGAUCGUCACACAGUCAGUCUACAACUAAAUUUUGAUGGGCUUCCAUUGUUCAAGAGUUCAGGUUUCCAGUUAUGGCCAGUUCUGGGGUUAGUGCAGGGAUUUUCUGUAAAACAAAAGCCUUGUUUGAUUGCCUUGUUUGGUGGCAAAUCAAAGCCACAUCCUGUGGGAGAUUACUUAAAAGAUCUUGUGGCAGAGCUAAAAAUCUUAGCAUCUGGCUUUACAUUUAAAGGGAAAAUAUUGUUCAUAAAAGUAACAUCAAUAAUAUGUGAUGCUCCUGCCCGAGCUUACAUUAAAGCCAUAAAAUCUCAUACUGGGUAUGCAGGCUGUGAUAAAUGUACAUCAUAUGGGCUUCGUCUAGGUAGCCGGAUGACUUUUCCUGACAGCCGAAGCCCUGCCAGAACAGAUGAAAGUUUCAGACUUCAGGUGGAUGAGGAACAUCACAGAGACAUUUCCCCACUUAUUGAGACUGGCAUUGGAAUGGUUUCUAUGUUUCCCCAUGAUUAUAUGCAUCUUGUUUGCCUUGGGGUCACAAGGAAGCUCCUAGAACUAUGGGCAGGCAGUACUGGUCCACUUAGGUGCCGUUUGCCUUUCAAGAAAGUAAAUCAGCUGUCAGAAACACUGAGGUCUUUCAAAAGUCACAUGCCCACUGAAUUUGCCAGGAAGCCCAGAUCUGUUGAAGAGAGACACAGAUGGAAGGCAACUGAAUAUAGACAGUUUUUGUUGUAUACUGGGCCAGUUGCGCUAUUUGACAUUCUUAGCUCACCAGUUUACAACAACUUUAUGUUGCUUUAUGUUGCAAUAUCAAUACUGGCAUGUCCAAAGCUCUGUGUGAUAUUUUGUGACUUUGCAAAGACCUUGCUUGUGUCUUUUGUGGAACACUUUGGACAGCUUUAUGGCAAGGACAAUUUAGUGUACAAUGUGCAUGGCCUUAUACAUCUCAGUGAUGAUGUAAAAAAGCAUGGCCAGUGGUUGGACAACAUCUCGGGGUUUCCAUAUGAAAACUACCUUGGUGAAAUAAAGAAAAUGAUCCGCAGCCCCCAGUAUCCAGUUGCACAAGUUGUGAGACGAAUAUCAGAGCUUGAAAAUGUAGUUUGUAGAUCAGACACACAAAAUGAAACCAAACUCAGAAAACCACAUUGUGAUGGUCCACUGCCAUUGCACAUCACAUGGCCAGUAAUGCAGUACAAAGAAGUUAGUCUUCCACACUUUUGUGUCAAGGUAUUCACAGGUGACAACUGCAUAUGUCAUGAUGGCGUAGUAGGUGUAGUCCAAAAUAUCAUUGAGUUUGGCGGAGAUCCAUAUUUGGUUUAUAAUGAGUUUACAAGUUGUGCAAGCUUUUUUGACUACCCAAUAAAUUCAGGUCAGUUGGGUGUGUUCCAACUCACUGACUUGUCCCAGGAACUAAAGUGUAUCAAGAUGAAUGAUGCAGUGACAAAGUAUGUACUCCUCCCAUUCAGGAACAAAUUUGUGGGCAUGCCAUUUCUCCAUUUGUCAUAACAAAUGAACUGGGGUUGUGUUGCAAGGUGAGCAACUGUUUACUGGGGCUGAGAAUCAUUUCUUAUACCUAUAUACCUUUUGAAAAUGUACUAAGAUUUAGUGUGUCUAUUCAGAUUUUUUACAUACUUCCUUAUGUUUUUUUUGUUUGCACAUUUGUAUUUUUCUUUUCUGUAUAUAACAUAACCUCAGUUUAUCAGGGCAAUAGAAUGUUGGAGUGUAUUUUCAAAAAUAAUCUGUUGCAGCAGUCCUAAAUGUAUGUAUAUGUGUAACGUAUAUAUGUAUUUGUGUUUUUUUUUAAUUGAAUUUUAUGGCUUAAUGUUUUAAAUGAUUUUGCAUGCAAUUCAUAUUAUUCCUUUCAAAGAUGAUGUACCACAUUGUUGAUUUUGUGGACACGGGAGACACAGAAGUUGUUCCAGCCUCAUGGGUUCAUAAUGGAAGAAGCUUCUGGCCUCCCUAUAAAGCAAGGGAGCAAUGCAACCGGGCCAUAGCGAGAGCAGACCCUCCCAAGGAAUUCUGGGAAAAGUAUAACAUCCGCAUAAGGGCAACUAAAGAUACAUUUAGUGAGGCGCGACUUCUGCUCCCAAAGGCCCUGCUUACGUCAGAUCUUCAAACCGAAGAUGAAGAGGAUCAACGUCCAGCAUACAAGAGGCGGAAGAGAAGAGGCAUGAACAGAAUCUUUGAGUCAGAGAGUGACCAAGAUGACAAUGACGGCAGCAAUGAGGC
Messenger RNA from Monopterus albus (swamp eel), 2372 nucleotides. RefSeq lists its product as uncharacterized. NCBI's taxonomy places the organism in Eukaryota, Metazoa, Chordata, Actinopteri, Synbranchiformes, Synbranchidae. The record is from RefSeq and is a predicted model, not a curated record. The transcript is spliced from 3 exons. The coding region runs from base 519 to 1649 and encodes 376 amino acids.